AAAAAUUUAAAAACACCCCAUUAUUGAGAACGAAAGACCGGUAGGUCCGCAAACAAAGAUCCGUGUAUCGGAAGCAUAACUGGAAUUGCUGAGAGCUUAGAACACAGUUUGGUGAUUUGACCAAAACAGAACAAAAACGAAAAAAACGAAGAAGAAAACAGAACAGAGAUUGGUGGUGAACAAUAUUUGGUGGACAAGUGAAGUGACAGUGAUUAGCACAGCGAAUUGCGAAAGAAGAGAGAAUGCAUUACUGGUUUCGAGCUUCUUCCUCUGAUUUUGCUGGAACUCUACCCCAACCUCGCAGUGGUCACACUGCCGUCAUUAUCGGUGGAUCGAAGGUGGUCGUGUUCGGAGGCCUUAUAGAGAAGAAGUUUCUCAGCGAUAUCGUCGUCUAUGACAUUGAUAACAAAUUGUGGUUUCAGCCAGAGUGCACUGGUGGCUCUGAUGGACAAGUCGGUCCAAGCCCGCGAGCCUUUCACGUUGCUGUUGUGAUUGAUUGUCAUAUGUUCAUCUUUGGUGGGCGUUCCGGUGGCAAGAGGUUAGGUGACUUUUGGGUCCUGGAUACUGACAUAUGGCAAUGGUCAGAGUUAACAAGUUUUGGCGACUUACCUUCCGCACGAGAUUUUGCUGCAGCUUCAGCUAUUGGAAAUCGGAAAAUUGUUAUGUAUGGUGGCUGGGAUGGUAAAAAGUGGUUGUCAGAUGUGUAUGUCAUGGAUACAAUAUCACUAGAGUGGAUGGAGCUGUCAGUUACUGGAUCGUUGCCACCAGCAAGAUGUGGCCAUACAGCUACCAUGGUUGAGAAAAGGUUGCUUGUCUAUGGUGGCAGAGGAGGUGGAGGUCCAAUCAUGGGUGAUUUAUGGGCUCUGAAGGGUCUAAUCGAAGAAGAGAAUGAAACACCUGGAUGGACCCAAUUGAAGCUUCCUGGUCAAGCUCCUUCUCCACGUUGUGGCCAUACCAUCACAUCGGGAGGGCACUAUCUGUUGCUAUUUGGUGGCCAUGGAACGGGUGGCUGGUUGAGUCGUUAUGACAUUUAUUACAAUGACUGCAUUGUUUUAGACAGGGUUUCUGCGCAGUGGAAGCGCUUGCCUACUGGCAAUGAACCCCCUCCUGCUCGAGCAUAUCAUUCUCUAACAUGCAUGGGUUCGCGUUAUCUGUUAUUUGGUGGCUUUGAUGGAAAAUCAACAUUUGGUGAUCUAUGGUGGUUGGUUCCCGAAGAGGACUCUAUUGCAAAGAGAUUACUUGCGACUUCACCAACCAAUCUUCCUCAAAAUAAGGAUGUGGUGAUGGGAAAUAAUAAUGUCCAAUCUGAAGGCAAGGAGAGCCAAAUGGAAGAAUCUGUUGUUUCAGAGUUACAAAAAAGAUUAGGAAUAUCAGUUUCUCUCCUUGGUAAUGGUGUUCCAAUUGUGGAUGAGUUGGAAGACAGAGAAUUUGUUCAACUAGCAUCGAGUUUGGUUGGAGAAAGAGUUUCUAGUAAUCAACAGGUUUCAGAUAUUCAGGCACUUCGUGACCACUGGAGGAAAUCUACACCAAGACAUAUACCACUUAAAGAGCUUGGACCCUUGCUUCGGGACUACCAACGGUUGAUUACUCGUCAUCUUCAGGCGAAUGGUGGAUCUCAUAUGCAGUUCAUCGAGUCUAGUUUUCCUGGAAAAGUAGCUUAUGGGUUUUAUCAUAUCAGAAAUGUUAACCAGUUGCGUAUGGAUGACAUCCCAAAGCUUCUGGCAGAGUACAAACAACUACUGCCAAAUUAAGUGGAGGUGAAAAAACUAAAACUAAAAAAAGCGCUGUCCUCUAAAAGAUAUAUUGUGACCAAUCUCCAUUUUCAUUGAAGUUAAGGUAUUUUGCUCGCAUGUUUCUCCGGCACAAACCUCCACUUGUGAACUCAUUGCUAGACUGAUUUAAAGAUCUUGUACAUGUCGACCAUAGACUUGUUGAAAGAUGCCAAUAUUACUGUCUUUCUGACAUCCUUAGAAUCCACUGCUGUUUUAGAUGAUAUAUUAUGCUUGGUAGACCUUUUUAAGGUAUACAGGUAUAUGUAUAUAUAUAUGAAAUGAAUGAACUUCUUAGUACCACUAUGUGGAAAUUUCAGAUUAUUUAUUGAAACUUCUUUGCAUAUGUUAUGAAUGAACUCGAUCUUCAAAAUCGA
Molecule: messenger RNA, 2146 nt
Organism: Prunus persica (peach)
Lineage: Eukaryota; Viridiplantae; Streptophyta; Magnoliopsida; Rosales; Rosaceae
Product: tip elongation aberrant protein 1
Exons: 16
Coding region: 243-1751 (502 amino acids)
Molecular function (GO): protein binding
Source: RefSeq, a predicted model, not a curated record